AUAGGUAAAAAAAANGAGAGGUGCAAUUGAUUCAUCUAUGAUGGCGGUCCAGCGCACCACCGCAUGGGUUGCGCAUAUUUUGUGUAUGUGUCCAAGACAAAACAAAGGAUUUGAUCGGUUCCCGGAUGACAUCUUAGUUAAUAUUUUGAGCAGGCUUCCUGCAGAUGCUGUUCUACAGUGUCGCAAAGUGUGUAGACAUUGGAGGACUCUCACUUCCUCCACCCAUUUCAUCACGGUACAAAACCGUAGAGCUCCCUCCGUCAUUCUUCUUGAGGAAAGCUCACUUGAUUACCUUAAAAAAAGAGGUAGAGAUUAUUAUGUUUAUGAUGCAGUUGCCAAAAAGUUGACCAAGAUUUCUUUCAAGUCUAACCUCGGCUUUAAGGGCCGUGCCCAACAGUUUUAUCCGAUUUCUUUAUACGGUGCUUGUGGUCCCUUACUUCAUUUUAAGGCUUCGGGAUACUACAACUGGUCGUGGGGGGCACACGAGUUUGCUUUCAACCUCUUCACUCGACAACUAGGAGCUAUGAAAACCAGAACAAACCAUUCCGUGCGUGGCCUGUUCUUUAAUGAGCCGAGAAAUGAAUACAAUUAUCUAUGCGCACUCCGGCAUUCUGAAUCUGAUGAAGGUCGUCAGUUUUGUGUGUACAGUUUAGACUCCCGCACCGAUGUGGAAAUCGCCCGGAGCCCUUUCUCAUGCAGUUCAUCAUACUCAAAGAGAAACCCAGUUGUUGUGAACGGAGCUCUGUAUUUGAUGGUGUAUCCCAUUGACAAGGACAAAGAUGAUUGCAUGCACGCGAUACUCGUGUUUGAGAUGGAUUCUGGAAAGUUCUACACUUUGCCGCACCCAGAAUUUGAAUGCCCCCGUACAAAACUUCAUCAUUUGGACAUGUAUUUGUUUGUUCAUGAUGACCGUUUGUGCAUCUCCCAUAGUGACAUGGUGCUGGGGCGACUAGACAUAUGGACUUUGGAGGAUUAUGCAAACUGGUAUUGGGUUCCAUUGUCUUCUACGAUGAGUCUCCCUAUCCCGGAUUGCUCUACGGAGUUCCACCAAUACGUGAUCCAAAACCGUUACGUUAUCCAGAGCGUGCGAAGGGAUGAGUUGUUAGUAUUAUGGGAUCCAUAUUUAUUUCUUGUCAACUUGAAAGAGCAAAGUGUUGAAGAAAUCAAAAUGCCAAUCAGAGGAUCUUUGUAUCAAUAUUUCAAUUUAGUUGCUUACAAGACCACGCUCGCGGCUCCACGCCUAGUUUGGGACGAAAGCAUGCCUCCGCUCUUCAGUCUCUAAUAAGGUUGUGCGCGUUUACUUUGUUCCGAAGUGGGCUAAAGGCGGGGAUACCAUGGAGAUCAUAUUUCACGAUGAACAUGGAACGAGGAUUCACGCUCAUCUCAACUUACCCGAAAAAAAAAAUUUGAAAAUCAAAUCACCGAGGGGGG
This is a messenger RNA of Cuscuta campestris, 1431 nucleotides long. The record is from the annotation of a GenBank genome assembly. NCBI's taxonomy places the organism in Eukaryota, Viridiplantae, Streptophyta, Magnoliopsida, Solanales, Convolvulaceae.